Molecule: messenger RNA, 945 nt
Organism: Bombina bombina (fire-bellied toad)
Lineage: Eukaryota; Metazoa; Chordata; Amphibia; Anura; Bombinatoridae
Gene: SNRPA1
Product: small nuclear ribonucleoprotein polypeptide A'
Exons: 9
Coding region: 66-833 (255 amino acids)
Biological process (GO): mRNA splicing, via spliceosome
Cellular component (GO): U2 snRNP
Molecular function (GO): U2 snRNA binding; protein binding
Source: RefSeq, a predicted model, not a curated record
GAGGCCUAGUGUAAUGCGUGUGUGAAGCCGCGCGUUUUGGAAUACAUUGUGCAGACAACGAUACCAUGGUGAAACUUACAGCAGAUCUUAUUGAGCAGGCUGCGCAAUAUACAAAUGCUGUGCGAGACCGGGAAUUGGAUCUGCGGGGUUAUAAAAUUCCAGUAAUUGAAAACUUGGGUGCUACCUUGGACCAAUUUGACACAAUCGAUUUCUCUGACAAUGAGAUCAGAAAGUUGGAUGGUUUCCCUUUGCUGAAAAGACUUAAAACUCUUUUGUUGAAUAAUAACAGAAUAUGUCGUAUAGCUGAAGGACUGGAACAUGUUUUACCUAACCUUACAGAAUUGAUUCUUACAAAUAACAGUAUUAUGGAAUUGGGUGAUCUAGAUAAUCUGGCGCCAGUAAAACAUCUCGCUUAUCUUUCUUUAUUAAAAAAUCCAGUCAUCAAUAAAAGACAUUACAGGCUUUAUGUGGUUUACAAAUUACCACAGGUUCGGAUCCUGGACUUUCAAAAGAUCAAGCUAGCGGAGCGAGAGGAGGCAGCGAAUUUGUUCAAGGGCAAGCGGGGUGCACAGCUUGCAAAGGAUAUUGCCAAGAGAUCAAAAACAUUCACACCUGGUGCUGGUUUACCAGUUGAAAAGAAGAAAUUAGGUCCUUCCCCAGGUGACGUUGAAGCUAUCAAGAAUGCCAUUGCCAAUGCUACCACAUUAGCAGAAGUAGAAAGACUCAAAGGAUUGCUGCAGUCUGGACAGAUUCCUGGAGCAGAUGUUGUGACUGGUACAUCUGAGGACGUUGAAGAAGAAAUGGAAGAAGACAUAGUUACAAAUGGAUUGUGACAGAGAAAUGAAUAAAUGACUUAAUUUUGAGGUUUUAUUACUUGACUGUGUUGCCAUUGUAAAUGUUCCACUGUAAAUUUAAUUCUAAUAAAGGUCCCCUUUUGUAAUAUUA